Messenger RNA from Galeopterus variegatus (Sunda flying lemur), 1480 nucleotides. Its product is annotated as zinc finger protein 501-like. Gene Ontology annotation, cellular component: transcription regulator complex; PcG protein complex. The record is from RefSeq and is a predicted model, not a curated record. Gene Ontology annotation, molecular function: RNA polymerase II cis-regulatory region sequence-specific DNA binding; DNA-binding transcription factor activity, RNA polymerase II-specific. Gene Ontology annotation, biological process: regulation of transcription by RNA polymerase II. The transcript is spliced from 4 exons. Lineage: Eukaryota; Metazoa; Chordata; Mammalia; Dermoptera; Cynocephalidae. The annotation marks the transcript as partial.
GUGGCUGUGGACUUCACCUGGGAGGAGUGGCAGGACCUGAAUGAUGCUCAGAGGAGUUUGUAUAGGGAUGUGAUGCUGGAGACGUACAGCAACCUGGUGUCACUGAAUGUCCAGAUAGAUGAUGACCUAGUGAAGAGGAACCAAGAAAGUCACAGUAAAUGCUUGCAGCAAAUUGUAAUCACCAAUAGCAACAGCAACACAUCAGCUGAGGAGAGAGUUGUGUUAGGAAAAUCUUAUUUGAAUUCAUACCAUGUUUUAAAUCUGAUUAUAAAUAAUGGAAAGUAUUCAGGAAAGGGACAUGAGGAGUUUUACAUAUGUCAGAAUGCACUUCCUCUUCGAGAGCCUGAUGAGAUGCCUGCUGGAAAGAAACAUGAUGACCAUCUUAUAACGGGAAAAUUGCCCAGACAUGAGCAUCUGAGUCAGCAUCUCAAUAUUGAAACUGGAAAGCAGCCUUUAGAAUACAGUGGAAAAUGGAAAUCCUCCAACACAGAGCCAAUAAUAUUUAUACAUAGAAAGACUCAUAUGGAUGGGAUUACCUGUAAGUAUAAUGAAUAUGGGAAAGGCUGUGGUAAGUCAGCUGUCAUUGCUCCAGAAAUAAAUCAGGUAGAAAGGAAAACUUUUCAAUGUGGUAUAUGUGGGAAAAUGUUCUAUAAAAAAUUUGAACUCACUAAACAUCAGAUUAUGCACACAGGAGAGAUCUACAUUUCAUAUCAGAGAACUCUCUCAGGUGAGAAACCACAUGAAUGUAAAGAAUGUGGAAAAGCUUUUAACCAAAAGUCAGACCUCAGCAGGAAUGAGAGAAUUCCCACAAGUGAGAAACAGUAUGAAUGUAAAGAAUGUGGCAAAACUUUUAACCAAAAGUCAAGCCUCAGCCUUCAUCCCAGAACUCACACAGUUGAGAAACCAUAUAAAUGUAAAGAAAGUGGAAAUGCUUUUAACCAAAAGUCAGAUUUUAGCAGGCAUGAGAAAAUUCACACAUGUGAGAAACCAUAUGAAUGUAGAGAAUGUGGAAAAACUUUUAAGCAUAAAAUUCACACAGAACCAUAUGAAUGUAAACAAUGUGGAAAAGCUUUUAGUGGAAAGUCACAGCUCAGCAGGCACCAGAAAAGUCACACAGGCGAGAAACCAUAUGAAUGUAAAGAAUGUGGAAAAGCUUUUAGCGGACAGUCACAGCUCAGCAGGCAUCAGAAAAGUCACACAGGUGAGAAACCAUAUGAAUGUAAAGAAUGUGGAAAAGCUUUUGGUGAAAAGUCAUACCUCAGCAGUCAUCAAAGAACUCACACAGGUGAGAAACCAUAUGAAUGUAAAGAAUGUGGAAAAGCUUUUAGCAAAAAGUCAUAUUUUAGCAUUCAUCAGAGAACUCACACUGGUGAGAAACCAUUUGAAUGUAAAGACUGUGGGAAAGCAUUUACCAACAAGUGGGACAUCAGCAGGCAUGAGAGAAUUCACACAGGUGAGAAACCAUAUGAAUGUAAAGAAU